This is a messenger RNA of Gracilinanus agilis (Agile Gracile Mouse Opossum), 1208 nucleotides long. RefSeq names its product MAPK regulated corepressor interacting protein 2 (gene MCRIP2). NCBI's taxonomy places the organism in Eukaryota, Metazoa, Chordata, Mammalia, Didelphimorphia, Didelphidae. Bases 418 to 870 code for a protein of 150 amino acids. The record is from RefSeq and is a predicted model, not a curated record. The transcript is spliced from 5 exons.
CUCCACGUCUAUUUCUUUUGCUUGUUGGGCUGGCUUCCCAAGAUCUUGAGCUAACCAAGUUUUCUGUAGCUGUCCUUGAGUAUCAGAACUGCUCUUCCGCACGGGUUGUCGGUCCCUUUAAGAGUUUUGGGGGCGUGUAGCCAGCAUGCCUCAGUCCUUCUCUUACUCUUCCCCAGCAUUAAAGGGGAAUCGCAAUCUCCCAGCCGCAGAGCGAAGUUAAAGCAGAAGGUAGACUGGGAGAGUUUAGCGGCCACCUGACCCGGUCUAGUUGGACUGUGUUAGGCUGGGUGGUCCCGAGGGGUCCGGAUAGGGAUCAGAAGGAGCCCUUCCCCCUCCGCCUUUGCGUUGCCACCUCUCCUUCAAGCUGGGACCCCCUGACCACGUCCUGCCUCCCCGGAGAGCCGCGGCGAGCGCAGAAUGUACACGAUCACCAAGGGACCCAGCAAGUUAGCCACGCAGCGGAGGACAGGUCCCACGCAGCAAUUGGAAAGCAAGCUGGGAGAGCACCUGAAAUGCCGGCGAUCAGCACAGCAGCCGCAGCAGCCACCCGGCCCCUGGCCUCUGUCAAGCCUGGCCCCAAAGCUUGUGUUCAACAGAGUGAAUGGGAGGAGGCCACUGGCCACAACACAGUCAAUCAUGGCCACAGAGGAGAGCUAUACGCUUGCCCACGAGGAGAAUGUCCGAUUUGUGUACGAAGCCUGGCAGCAGGUGGAGCAGCAGUUGGUGGGGAGCCAGGCAGGUGAGAGUGGGCCCAGGCCCGUGCAGUAUGUGGAGAAGACACCUAACCCUGGGUUGCAAAACUUUGUACCCAUUGACUUGGAUGAAUGGUGGGCCCAGCAGUUCCUUGCUGGGAUUAACAAUUGCUCCUAAAAAGCUGCAUUGGGAGGAGAGUUGCCUAUAGUCCAGGGGCCAUUGACCUGUUGACCCAGAGCAGGCAACACCAACAGAAGAGGACCACUGCCUCCCAAGCCAACCCCCUUGCCUGGGGGAUGGGGCAGGCACCUGCCAUCCCAGAAGUGCCAGCAUUUGGACAUUUGGAACUGCUGCAGCCUCUGGCCAGGCUAUCUGGGUGCUACAUGUAGUGUGAGGGGGAGCAGAGGCCUGCUUGGCCCCUCCCACCUUGACUUUGCUCCUGCCAGUUGAGCCCCAUAGGAAGCCCAUGUGGAGCUGGGGUACAGAUCUCCAAGCCAAUAAAGAAUUUAAACCUG